CCCUCCCUAAUCCGCCAGGCAUCCACGUCCACUGCGCGGCACAACCCUGAGUUCUCUUCUCCCGCUCCCGCAAGCAACAGAGCGUCAUCGCGCUCGAUCUCUCCUCCCCCUUGGAACACCCCACCCGCCCCCUGCAAGCGACCAAUCGGCCGGUCCAAAGAACUUGGCCGCUUCUCUCGUAAACUCCAGCCCGGACAAACUCGGGUGAAGAUCCCUUCUUGUUCCGCGCCUCGCCGAUUCCAACCUUAUCUGCGCGCCGCGGCUGCUUGGUUGGCGGCGAGCGCGAACCACGGGCGCACCAGCAUGCGGCCGGAACGGCCAUUGCUGCCGCCGCCCACCCCGCCCUUGCCGCCGUCGCAACCGGCGGAUGAAGCGGCCGGAGGAGCGGCCAUGGACGACGUGCCCCCCCGGCUGCCGGACCCGGUGCCGUCGCCGAUACUGAGGCACUCGCCGGCGAACUCGGUCAGGCGGACGCGGUCGCUGCGGUCGCUCCUGGCCGACUCGCCGUCGGUGACCUUCGCGGCCAACCUCAGGUCGGGCUCCAAGGCCGAGUCCAUGGCGUCCUCGCUCGAGAGCUUCCAGUUCCAGCGCGAGGGGUCCAUCAGGUCCGCAACCCCCGCGGGCCUCGGGCGGGUGUCCACCAGGCGGUCCGCGUCCGAGCGCGCCGGCUCGCAGCGCGACCUCCGCGACGAGGACGCCCGGUUCGUGUACAUCAACGACGCGGACCGCACGAACGCGCCGCCGGCCGGGCUCCCCGACAACGCCGUCCACACCACCAAGUACUCCGUCCUCACCUUCCUCCCGCGCAACCUCUACGAGCAGUUCCACCGGGUGGCCUACCUCUACUUCCUCGUCCUGGUGGCGCUCAACAUGGUGCCGCAGCUCGGCGUGCUGACGCCGGCCGCGUCCGUCCUGCCGCUGGCGUUCGUGCUCGGCGUCACGGCGGUGAAGGACGCGUACGAGGACUGGCGACGGCACCGGUCCGACAAGAACGAGAACAACCGCACGGCCUCGGUGCUGGCGGGCGGCGCGUUCCGGCCCAAGCGGUGGGAGGAGGUCCGGGUGGGCGAGGUGCUGCGCGUGGUGGCCAACGAGACGCUGCCGUGCGACAUGGUGCUGCUGUCCACCAGCGACCCCACCGGCGUCGCCUACGUGCAGACCAUCAACCUCGACGGCGAGUCCAACCUCAAGACGCGCUACGCCAAGCAGGAGACCAUGGCCACGCCGCCGGAGGCCCUCGCGGGGGUCAUCAAGUGCGAGCGGCCCAACCGCAACAUCUACGGCUUCCUCGCCACGGUCGACCUCGACGGCCGCGGCCGCCAAGCCGUGUCGCUCGGCCCCUCCAACAUCGUGCUCCGGGGCUGCGAGCUCAAGAACACGGCCUGGGCCGUCGGCGUCGCCGUGUACACCGGGCGGGACACCAAGGUGAUGCUCAACAGCUCCGGCGCGCCGUCCAAGCGCAGCCGCCUGGAGACGCACAUGAACCGCGAGACCAUCAUGCUCGCCGUCGUCCUGUUCGUCCUCUGCUCCGUCACCGCCCUCCUGGCGGGCAUCUGGCUCGGCGACCACGGCGGCGACCUCGCCGUGAUCCCGUUCUUCCGCAAGAGGGACUUCUCGUCCAGCGACGACCCCGACGCCAAGUACAACUGGUACGGGAUGGGCGCGGAGGUGGUGUUCACCUUCAUGAAGUCGGUGAUCCAGUUCCAGGUGCUCAUCCCCAUCGCGCUGUACAUCUCCAUGGAGCUCGUGAGGGUCGGGCAGGCCUUCUUCAUGGUGCAGGACCGCCACAUGUUCGACGAGAAGCGGGAGGCCAAGUUCCAGUGCCGCGCGCUCAACAUCAACGAGGACCUGGGGCAGAUCAAGUACGUCUUCUCCGACAAGACCGGCACGCUCACCGAGAACCGGAUGGAGUUCCGGUGCGCCAGCGUGCACGGCGCCGACUUCAGCGACACCGCCGGCGACGGCGACGGGCAUUCCGUGACCGACGACGACGGCGUGGUCCUGCGCCCGAAGACGGCGGUGAGGACGGACCCGAGGCUGGUGGCGCUGCUCCGGGACGGCGCCGGCGCCAAGGCCGGCCGCGCCCGCGACUUCUUCCUGGCGCUGGCGACGUGCAACACCAUCGUGCCCAUCGCCGCGGCCGCCGACGACGGCGCCGCCGCGGGGGAGCGGGUGCUGGAGUACCAGGGCGAGUCCCCCGACGAGCAGGCGCUGGUGUACGCGGCGGCGGCGUACGGGUACACGCUCGUGGAGCGCACCUCCGGCCACAUCAUCGUCGACGUCUUCGGCGCCAGGCAGAGAUAUGAUGUCCUUGGUCUUCAUGAGUUUGACAGUGACCGCAAGAGGAUGUCUGUUAUAAUUGGCUGCCCUGAUAAGUCAGUCAAGCUUUUUGUGAAAGGCGCAGAUAGUUCAAUGCUUGGGGUCAUUGACAAAAUGUUGAAUUCAGAUGUUAUCCAAGCAACGGAGAAGCAUCUCCAUUCUUAUUCAUCAUUAGGCCUACGAACGCUUGUUAUCGGUAUGCGGGAACUUAGUCAAGAAGAGUUUCAAGAGUGGCAAAUGGCUUAUGAAAAGGCUAGCACCGCACUACUAGGAAGAGGGAACCUACUCCGCGGUGUGGCUGCCGACAUCGAGAGGAACUUGCGCCUAUUGGGAGCUUCUGGUAUUGAGGACAAGCUGCAGGAUGGAGUACCUGAAGCAAUUGAGAAACUGAGGGAAGCAGGGAUCAAGAUGUGGGUGCUAACAGGCGACAAACAAGAAACUGCUAUCUCCAUCGGCUAUUCCUGCAAACUUUUGACAAGGGACAUGACACAGAUUGUAAUCAACAGUCGCUCAAGGGAUUCAUGCAGAAAGAGUCUGGAUGAUGCAAUCACCAUGGUUAACAAAUACCAAUCAUUCUCAACAGAUCCACAACUUAGAGUGCCCCUUGCUUUGAUUAUUGAUGGAAACAGCCUCGUCUACAUUUUUGAUACGGAUUGGGAAGAGAAGCUUUUUGAAAUCGCAAUUGCUUGUGAUGUCGUCCUAUGUUGUCGGGUAGCUCCCCUGCAGAAGGCUGGUAUUGUUGAUCUCAUAAAGAAGAGAACAAGUGACAUGACUCUAGCUAUUGGAGAUGGUGCAAAUGAUGUAUCCAUGAUUCAAAUGGCUGACGUUGGCAUUGGCAUCAGUGGGCAAGAGGGAAGGCAAGCUGUUAUGGCCUCAGAUUUUGCCAUGGGGCAAUUCAGAUUUUUGGUUCCUCUGUUGUUGGUUCAUGGCCAUUGGAACUACCAGAGGAUGGCCUACAUGAUCCUAUAUAACUUUUACAGAAAUGCUAUUUUUGUGUUUGUGCUAUUCUGGUAUGUAUUUUACACUGGUUUUACCCUGACAACAGCAAUAACUGAGUGGAGCAGCGUGCUAUACUCUGUGAUAUACACCGCUGUCCCUACUAUUGUUGUUGCCAUUCUAGAUAAGGAUCUUAGCCGCCGGACAUUGCUGAAAUAUGCCCAGCUAUAUGGCCCAGGGCAGCGCGAGGAGAAUUACAAUUUGAGGCUAUUCAUCUUCAUCAUGAUGGACUCAGUAUGGCAGAGCAUUGCAUGUUUCUUCAUCCCUUACCUUGCAUACAGGAAGAGUGUAAUUGACAGUUCCAGCCUCGGAGACCUCUGGACUCUCUCUGUUGUCAUUCUUGUCAACAUUCACCUGGCAAUAGAUGUCGUCAGAUGGAACUGGAUCACACAUGCAGCGAUAUGGGGUAGCAUUGCUGCGACAUGGAUUUGCGUCAUGAUCCUAGACUCCAUACCAACCCUGCCUGGUUUCUGGGCAAUCUAUAAGGUGAUGGGAACUGGGUUGUUCUGGGCACUGCUGCUUGCGGUAACCGUAGUCGGGAUGAUUCCUCAUUUUGCCGCAAAGGCGUUCACUGAGUAUUUCACCCCCAGUGACAUUCAAAUCGCGAGAGAAAUGGAGAAGUCACAAGAUACCCAUGAUGCAACCCAUCCAGAAGUUCAGAUGAGUUCUGUAAGUAGAGCUUAGAGUAGGGGAUACACAGUGAUCUUUUUGUUCAUUCGAAUAGGAUAGCUCUACACCUUUAUUUGGUUCUUUUUGUUGUGCAUAGGCAAUUCUUUCAGCAGUGUGCAAGCUUUCUUGAUGCUUGCUCCAUUGCCAACUAUCAAAUGGAUAGCCCCCCUUGUACGCAUUGUGUAUCCACCCGCCAAAUUUUGUUGAUUUACAUGAAAGGAAAUCGUACAGGAGUUAAGUGUACAAAAUAGAAACUGGUCCGCAUGGCUUAUGAUGGUAUACACUGUAGUACAGUACACAUUCAAGUCAACUGUACAGAUUCAGCAACCGUAUUAGCUUUGUUGCAUCUUUAUAUGCUGGUUUCAGAGUUUCAGCAAGCACUUUAUUUUAGUUCAUUAAUUUCGUUGAA
Panicum virgatum (switchgrass) is the source of this 4393-nucleotide messenger RNA. RefSeq names its product phospholipid-transporting ATPase 1-like. Gene Ontology annotation, biological process: phospholipid translocation. NCBI's taxonomy places the organism in Eukaryota, Viridiplantae, Streptophyta, Magnoliopsida, Poales, Poaceae. Gene Ontology annotation, molecular function: ATPase-coupled intramembrane lipid carrier activity; ATP binding; magnesium ion binding. The record is from RefSeq and is a predicted model, not a curated record. Bases 304 to 3999 code for a protein of 1231 amino acids. The transcript is spliced from 7 exons. Gene Ontology annotation, cellular component: plasma membrane.